Molecule: messenger RNA, 2245 nt
Organism: Polyodon spathula (Mississippi paddlefish)
Lineage: Eukaryota; Metazoa; Chordata; Actinopteri; Acipenseriformes; Polyodontidae
Product: protein FAM160B2-like
Exons: 15
Coding region: 114-1934 (606 amino acids)
Source: RefSeq, a predicted model, not a curated record
AUUUACACGAUUCCUUUGUGGAACACUGGAAAGGAAUUACAAACUAUUACAUAGAAACCUCUGAUGAAACAACCCCGGCUAAGCAGACAGACAUCCCAUGGCGCCUGAAACAGAUGCUGGAUAUUUUGAUUUAUGAGGAGCAACAUCAGGAGGAAACAGGCCCUUGCAUGGAGUAUCUGUUGCAGCACAAGCUCCUGGAGACUCUCGGUACAUUAGGCAAAGCACAGUAUCCUCCAGGAAUGAACCAGCAGGUCCUCAUAUUCUUCACAAAGCUCUUGGGACAGAUUCAGCAGCCAAUGCUUCAUAUCAUCAAUGUGUACAGACCGACACAGAAGCUAAUUCGACAGUGUGGCAUUCUUCCAGGAUCACAGUUGGAGAAAGAGGAAGUCCAGUUUCUAUAUGUGAUUUGCAAUAAACUGAAACAGGAUCCGUACCUCCUUAAUUACAUUCUUGAGAAAAGCAAAAUUGCACUAAAAUCCUCUGAAGCCCUGCUGCUAUUGGUCGGUAUACCAAAGCAAGAGACAGCCAGUUACCUGACUGAGAGCACUGCACUUUGCCAGCUGGUCACAGACAGGCUCUGUGAGCUCUACAGCCAGGUCCCUACCUCUAUAGACCCUGCGGAUGUGGAGACAGUUGAGAGGGUUUCCUGGAGAGGCCAGUUUUCAAAACGUUGCGCAGAAGACCCUGCUGUGUAUCCAGGGAGAGAGCACCUUGAGGCGUUUUUACUGUGGGUAGAUUACUGUGAUCACCUUCUCAAAGAAGCUCAUAGGUUACUUGCUUCAAGUUUGGCAAAAGCAAUACAUCAAAGAUGGCUUAUUGCAGUAAUACAGCCACAACUUCUGCAAAUGUCAGAAAUUGGGGUGCUGAUCACCACAAUGCUAUUAACCUUGGUAGUGCGUCAGAUCUCGUCUCCCAUGAUGUUAGAAGAGGUGGUUUUCUUUUUAUUAGGAGAUCAGAGAGCGCCUGAGCUUCCCAUGGACAGUGAAAGCCAUGUAUUACGAUAUCAUCUCAUAGAGCACUGUGACCACAUAUCUGAGGAGAUCAGUGUUGCAACACUGAGGUUAUUUGAGCAAUUGCUGCAGAAGCCCCAUGAGCACAUCAUCUUCAACCUGGUUCUGAGAAACCUGGAGCUGAGGAGCUAUAUUGCAGCUAGCAGCGCAUGUGGACUGGAAGACAGGCAUGCUGUGGCUCAUGAACAGCUGGAUGAUACAGAGGAGUUGGAAGAGGACCCCUUUUUCACAGACAUGUACCCUGAGAGUGGCUUCCAGGGCUCCGAACAACUGCUGUCUUUACCCCCCAGAGAAACAGCAGUGCGGCCCGCUGGAAACACAGGGGUCAAUGACAUUGUAAAUAGCUUUCUCUGUCUUGUUCCACAAGAAGCAAAAACUUCUCAAAAUGUACUUGAGUCAGGAUAUGAUACCUACGUGCGUGAUGCUCACACACUGUUUCAAGAUUGCACUUCCUACUCACGAGAAUGGGGCUGGCCACAAGAGGUGAGUCCACUAGAGUCAUCCACGCCUGCCUCCGACUUCUACGAAGGCCACUUCUUGAAAGUUCUGUUUGACAGACUCGCAAGGAUACUUGAUCAGCCUUAUGAAUUGAAUCUCCAGAUUACAUCAGUUGUAUCAAAGCUUGCUGUAUUUUCACAUCCUCACUUGCAUGAGUAUCUCUUGGACCCCUAUAUUAACUUGGCACCGGGAAGCAGAUCUCUGUUUUCAGUACUUGUGAGGGUAAUCGGAGACCUAAUGCAGAGAAUUCAGCACAUACCCAACUUCACUGGAAAGUUGCUGCUUGUCAGAGAACAGCUAAUAGGACUGGAGCCUGAAGCAAUGACGGAUCACCUGACACUGUUAAAGGGGGUUACAGUCCUGGAGGAGUUCUGCAAGGAAUUGGCAGCGAUAGCUUUUGUCAAAUACCCUGUGGAAGAACAAUAAGGCACAGCAUAGUGUGUAUGAGGUAUACAGGAAUUUCAUAUACUUCUACAAGAAAACAAGUAUACAGGAAAAAUAAAAUAGUACUGCAGGUUUGCAUUGACUAUGCAAGACUGUGUACAAAUUACAGGAGAGUUGUUUUACUGGUCCAAUUGCUCUAGUCAUUGUCCAUGUCUGUUGAAAACUUUGUUGUAGAUAAGCCAUGCUGAUGUAUGACACUGCUGUUGUUUUAUUUUUUUCUUGUUUUAAGUAUUUUAUGAUAUUUAUGUAAUCGCAGUAUUCUCUCUGUGUGUGUGUGUGUGUGUGUGUGUGUG